Molecule: messenger RNA, 6881 nt
Organism: Gigantopelta aegis
Lineage: Eukaryota; Metazoa; Mollusca; Gastropoda; Neomphalida; Peltospiridae
Product: syntaxin-binding protein 1-like
Exons: 18
Coding region: 33-1937 (634 amino acids)
Biological process (GO): neurotransmitter secretion; intracellular protein transport; vesicle-mediated transport
Cellular component (GO): secretory granule; plasma membrane
Molecular function (GO): syntaxin binding
Source: RefSeq, a predicted model, not a curated record
UGCAAACUAGUCAAUAAUUAUAAUAAACCAAGAUGGCGCUCAAGACAUUCGUUGCAGAAAAAAUAAAGAAUGAUGUGAUCUUGCAGCUGAAGAAGAAUGAGAGUGACUGGCGGGUGCUCAUUGUUGACCACAGCAGCAUGAGGAUGCUCUCCGCCUGCUGCAAGAUGCACGAGAUUAUGUCUGAGGGCAUCACACUGGUUGAAGAUAUUUCCAAACGCAGAGAGCCACUUCCACUUGAGGCUGUAUAUCUGAUUACACCAACCGAAAAGUCAAUUCGAGGUCUCAUACAAGAUUUCUAUAACCCAAAUAAUCCAUUAUAUCGAUGUGCUCAUGUGUUCUUUACUGAAGCUUGCCCUGAUGAAUUGUUCAAUGAACUGUGUAAAUCAAGCUGUGGCAAGUUCAUCAAGACUUUGAAAGAAAUCAACAUUGCAUUUCUUCCAUAUGAAUCCCAGGUGUUCUCAUUAGACUCUCCAGAGACGUUUCAGUUCUAUUACAAUCCACAAAAAGCAUCUGGCAGAACUAUUAACUUGGAGAGGUGUGCUGAGCAGAUUGCAACAUUGUGCUCCCUUCUGGGAGAAUAUCCAUUUGUCAGAUAUAGAAGUGAGUUUGAUCGCAACGCUGAGUUUGCUCAGAUGGUUCAGCAGAAGCUGGAUGCGUAUAGGGCUGAUGAUCACACCAUGGGCGAGGGUGUUAAUAAGGAUCGUUCAGUUUUGCUGAUACUUGACCGAGGGUUUGAUCCGAUUGCACCUCUGUUGCAUGAACUGACAUUGCAAGCUAUGGCAUAUGACCUCCUGCCCAUUGAAAAUGAUGUCUACAAAUAUGAAAAUACAAGUGGUAAUGAUGUCACCGAGAAGGAAGUGCUGUUGGAUGAGAAUGAUGAUCUGUGGAUUGAAUUGAGACACCAACAUAUUGCCGUUGUGUCUCAACAAGUAACGAAGAAGCUAAAACAGUUUGCAGAUGAAAAGAGGAUCUUUACCUCUUCUGAACGCACAAACAUGCGUGAUCUGUCACAGAUGUUGAAGAAGAUGCCACAGUACCAAAAGGAGCUAAGCAAGUAUGCAACUCAUUUGCACCUUGCCGAGGACUGCAUGCGACAGUACCAGAAGCACGUUGAUAAACUCUGCAAAGUGGAACAAGAUCUUGCUAUGGGGACUGAUGCUGAAGGUGAAAAAAUAAAAGAUCACAUGCGGAAUAUUGUGCCCAUUCUGUUGGAUCAAAACAUCACAGCAUAUGACAAGAUCCGUAUCAUACUACUGUACAUCAUUCACAAAGGAGGAAUCUCUGAAGAAAAUCUGGCAAAGCUGGUGCAACAUGCUACGAUUCCUAAUGAAGAGAAAUGUAUUAUAACAAACAUGCAGAAUUUGGGAGUGCCAAUCAUUCAAGAUGCAGAAGGAUCUACACCGCUGAAGCUGAACCCACUAAAUUUAGUUACAUUGUGUGGCGGGGGUCAUGGAAAAAACUAUAGUCGUCUGUUGCAAGACAGCUCUAGUUAUGGCACGUUUGCCCAGGGAGGUCGACGUAAGGCAGCUCAGCCAUACCAGCCGUUUAACCGCAAGGAGCGUGUGUCUGAGCACACAUACCAGAUGUCUCGAUAUGUCCCAUAUCUCAAAGAUAUCUUAGAGCUUGGAGUCAAUGAGAAUCUGAAUGCAAAUCAGUUCCCGUAUCUGUCUGGAGGUGCGUCUCGCGCGGCCUACAAUGCUGGAGCUCGCAGUGCUCGAUAUGGACAGUGGCACCAAGACAGGAGUGCAUCAAGAUACAAGAGUGGUCCCCGAUUGAUGGUGUUCAUUAUGGGCGGAAUGACCUACUCCGAGAUGAGAUGUGCUUAUGAAGUCACUCAGGCAGUGAAAAAUUGGGAAGUUCUCAUAGGUGCAACUCACGUUUUAACACCCGAGGGAUUCCUCAGUGAUCUCCGUGACCUCUCGAAUAUGCCAACUUAAACACUGAUUAACACUGGACGAAACAUUAUGGAUUUAAUUGAUAUUCUUCUUUCCUAUAUAGUACUAGAAGACGUAUACAGCACCAUACGGCAUUCAUUGUUAUUAAAUGAAUUGUGUAGGACAGAAAACUAAGCUAGUUAUUUGUGGCAUUCUCUAUAAUUAAUAGUCUUGGACAGUUUAGAUUGUUUAAUUUUACUUUAAUGAAUACUUCUUGCAUUAUGAUUUUGAUAAUAAUUAAAAUGUUUAGGUUUGAAAUGAAUAUUUAGUUUGAAAUGAAAUGCAAGGCAUAUAGCCUAAAUGAACUUAUUGCUGUGGUAUUUAAACAAUGAACCAAAUCUGUUCUGUACUAUUUUACCUCUUAAUUAACAUUACAAAAAGGUAUGUUGUCAAGAGAAGGCAUGAGUUGUUUUAUUACAUAGAAAUGAAUACCAGGCUGCCAAUUUAGCAGGAUUCUGUGUUUCUGUCAAUCCCAGAUUUUGGGUCGGAAGCAUAAGGUUAUGAGAUGGAAUCCCCAAAUAUCUAUAUUAAAUUAUGUUUAUGAUUGUGGCUGAAUUCUAAAAUAUAUGCCCAAAUUGAAUGCCUGAAUAUGUACUUUUAUUACAACUGAACAUUAAUAUAUAGACUAUAGUGCAAUUAUUUGUACUAGCUCUUUAAAAUGUAAACUGAAAUUAUUUGUGCACGACAUAAGUUGAUGUAUUUGAUGUAUAAUAUAAACCAGGGCCCCAUUUUACGAAGCAAUCUUAGCACUAAAAGCAUCUUAAGUCCAUGACUAUCUUAUGCACUUAAGGUGAUCUUAGCAUAUAGAUCACUUCGUAAAACGGAGUCCUGCUUCUAAUCCUGCUGGCGAAAUGUCCCUUUUUUCACCAAAAGUCUGCUUACGUUGCUGAGUUUUAGCAGUAGUGAGAAUUUAAUUUGCAGUUUGGACCCAAUCCUAUGUUAAGCACACAAUCCCACAACAGACGUCAAAACCAAUGACUUGUUUAGUGUCAUAGCUCACUUAAUAUAUUGUCUGUCUAUUGUUUUAUUUUGGCGUGAGAUUGUAUGUUGGUACUCAUGUCACGCCAUUUGCAAUAAUCAGUCCAGCAUCAUUCGGUUCUUGGCCAGAUCCAUUUCAGUAAUGCCAGAUUAUAUUAAAUAUUACUUUUAAGUUUAACACAACAAGAAUAUUAAUUAUCAGUUACUUGAUUUUAACUAUUGUGUUUUUAAUGAAAACAUUCAACUGUUUUGAUUAAAUUUUAUUACCAAAAAGAUUUUGAUAACGAAAUAUUACAAUUCGAACAGAGUGUAUAAUUAGGAACCUUUUUGAAUGAAUGCAGAACAUGACGAAACAAGCUGAAAUGUAUCGGUAAAUACCUAUUGUUAUCAAACUUCUUGAGUUUUUCCUAGGAAGGGACAGGCCAUUUCUCCUUUUUUCAGUUGUAAAUUAGAGUCUGAUAAACAACCAUUUGUUUGCAUUUUGAUGUAAACUGUGCUGUUAAUUGCUUACAUUCUAACAUUAAUAACAAAAUGUAGUUAUAUAGAGUAAUUAAAUUAAAUGUUUAACAUUCCAUGUCUUGUUUCAGGGACCAGUCCUUUGGUUUAUGUGCAAUAUUUUAUAUGUGAUCCAUUUUAUUUUUAUUGUGACAUCAGAAGAAGAAAAAAGUUUUUGUUUGUAAAUAUCUUCAUAUGACAUAUUAUGCAUGUCACUAUAACUUGUUGUUGUUAGUACCUAGUUCUGCAAAAGAAAGUGAGACAUGUAAAUGUGAGUUUGAAAUCAGGUGCCGACCUGCACACAUUAAACGUGUAAUCACAUGAAUGGGUGGCAAUCAGAUGAGUAUUCCAAUAUUUAACGUUGCAGAUCCUUCAUACAUGUAGGUGAAACAGUUAGUUCACCUUAAAAGUGAAAACAUGGCCCAAGCUCAGUUACUGAAUUGUUUUGUUGAAGGGCCACGCUACUCUUCAUCUUUGUCACCUGGUUGAAGGGUCACGCUACUCUUCAUCUUUGUCACCUGGUUGAAGGGUCACACUACUCUUCAUCUUUGUCACCUGGUUGAAGGGUCACACUACUCUUCAUCUUUGUCACCUGGUUGAAGGGUCACACUACUAUUCAUCCAGCUUGUGAACUGUGCUGAAACAGCACCAUGAGUAAGAUCUGUGUACAUUAGAAGUUGCAUGGCAUUAAACACGGGUGAGUAAUAAAAAUACACACACAUUUGGUUUUAAUAAAAAAAUUUAAAAAGGCAGGCUUUGUACUAGCUGAGUAUCCUCUAUCCCUUGUUUAUCAGAGAGGAUUUGCCUAGAGUGUUAUUUACUGUUGAAAACCGUUCAUUUGGAAAUUUCCAAGACCUAACUCGUCAUCAAGUACUAUAUCUAAAAUAUGCUAAUUCUGAUAUCACAAAACCUUAAUGUAAUCAUUUCUUGUUCAUUCGAGACUUGUUUUAACUAUAACUACGUACAAAUGCUAAAACUGGCUGACUAUAUGUAUCUGUGUAUCUUCAUGAUCCUGAAUAAAUUGCACCAUUGCAUGCAGGUAUAAGUUAGGGUUGAAUGUGUUGACUGCUAAUUGACUGAAGUCAGUCUAGCUCUAUCCUCAGAUAUAUACAGGUAAAGCUAGAGGACCCUCAUGCUAAUAAGUGAUGAUUUUCCAUUUCAAAUCUUGGCAUUUUCUCUUGUUUCAUUUUGGCAAAUUCUGUUGUGCUUUUUUACCAAUUUUCUAAAGUUUCCCAAUAAUGUCAUGAAAUUAUCUCAAACCAAUUAAUGGAAAUACCCGAAGUUUUAUUAAUACAAAAUUAUGUUGUUACAAUUUAUGAAAGAGUAAAAUAAAAAGACAAAAAACAUCAAAAUGGACAAUACCAAAAAUCAGUUUUGUUUUGUAAUCGGCACUAAAAUCAAAUUCAUAGCCUAUAUUUUUAUUUGAAGUUAAAAUUAUUUCACUAAAUGUUCAUAACUGGCACAAGUUCACAUAUGCUAAAUAGUUGUAAAAAUAUGUUGUAAGUACAAAAACAUUAUUAUACAUUAUAACUGUUUGAGCACAUUUUAAAAAUUGUAUGUUAAAACAUAAUAGUACCAAACAAUAAAACUUUUGAAUUCCAUUUCAAUUGGUGAACUUCAUGAUUCCAUCUGUUUUUCUGUGCUUGUUGUCCUAACAGUAUCAUAACAACAUGAGGGGCAAUCUAUAGAAUUGUUUUGGUCCAGACUUUAAUCUUAAAGUUACUUGGUUCUCUUAAAGCAUUUUUUUCUAAAACUUACUACUUUUUUCAGAUCUAGUGGUAUGAAAUUUAUUUCCCAAUGUAUAAUUAAGGAUUAUCUGUUAUUUCUUUACGUUCAUCUGGGUAUGAACAAAACAAAUCAUUCACAAACUGUGUGAAUCAGCGAAGCCGUACUCACAUACCCAGUAAGUUUGCAGAUGAUUGUUUUGCUUCAUACCCAGAUGAACAUAAAAGAAAUAACAGACAAUGCUUAUAAUUAAAUUUAAAACAUACUUACUAAUAAUUAAAAGUUCAUACUUUAUUUUGAAUUAUUUUUGGUCCAUAAACAAUAAUGCUCAACUAACCCAUAUAAAAUGACAUCAUCAGAUAUGACAUUCUCUGACGACAUAAUUUUUAUGUUCAUUGAGACAUGAACAAACUUCCAAUGCUACAACUGGACCAAUGGGAUGAUAUUUGUAAUGAAUGUAACAGAAAUGUAAUUACUCACCUACAAAGUCCAUAACUCAAAGCAUUCUAAUCUUAUCUGAAGAUAAGCAAAUUCUUACCGGUAUAUUCAUCAUCUAAAACGUACUUGAAAAAACUCAUAGAUCACACAGUCAUAUUAAGACACUGUCGACAUCAGGACAACCAAGUACACAUGACAUGUACAAAAAUGAACAUUCCAGGUGAAAAACAACCAGUAUUGUACAACAUGUUAAGAGUACCAUGUACCUUUAAUGUAAAGGUGUGUAGUGGUGAUCUUCAUUAAGCCUUGGUUAAACCUUUCAACACCACAUAACUGGUUAAAUCCUGCUGAAGCAAACUUCAAAAUUACGAAAAUGUAUAUACAUUUUGUAGAAUUAGUUAUCCCUUUAUUGGUAACCAGUUAAAAUCUCUUGUGAAGAUCUGGAUUCAGGAUUAAAUCAUUGUUUUAUUUGUCUUGGUGAUAAUCGGCUACUGGCUUAAAAUUACAAAUAUACACAGCAUGUUUUGUAGUAAGAAUAACAUACCGCUAAAUUCCAUAUAUUUACAAUUACAGUCUAGCUUUGUUGUGUCCCUCUUGCUGAGUGGAUAUUGGCUGAUCUGAGCCAAAACAUGUAUCAACUAUCUUAAUGUGUGAUAGACGUGAUUAACUGCUUGGAUUUGUUUUGUUUUGUUUUUAUUGCGAUACAUUUUUGUUUGUCUGUUAUGUGUAAAUCUUUCAGAUUUUUUACUUUUUCUCUAAAACUAUUUGACCAGUUCCAGCCUAAUUUUGUGAAAAGCUUCAACGGCACAUGGAGAAACAAAUUUGUGAAUAUGGCAAUUCACAAAUUUGUUGACCCAUUAAAAAACAGUGUCAUGAUUUAGGUAAUUCUGACUCCCUCAAAAACAGGUGCUGUGCACUAAAGAGUCUAGUAUAUGGAGUCAGUCAUUUUACUAUGGUGACCAUUUAGGCCCAUGAGCCUCGUUAUUACUAAUUAAUGCAAUUAUAUUUCUUGAAACUGCUUGUUUUUGUUUCUUUUUUAUUCAUGUUUGUUAUAAUUUAUUUAGUAAUUAUUUUAAAUUAUUGUUUAUUGCCAAUCAUUUUUAAUUCUACAGUGUAGAAAUAUUGGAAAUAAAAUAAUAACAUUAGCAUAUACAUUUGUUUGAUAGCACAUUAAUUACCAUUGUGUUAAAUUGUGUAUAUUUUAUUUCCAUCCUGCGCUUGUUUUUUAGUCAAUAUUAGUUAAUAUUCUGAUAUUCUUCAUGAUAUUGACACAACAGCUUUCAUCUGUAGUAAUAAAUAUAUGAAACAGUA